UCGGCAGGCAGUCUGCACUUGUUCCUUUCAGUUCUGGCAAGAAAAAGUAGGAAUUCCAAAAAGCAGCAAUUAUCACUCCCGGUUCCUUUGUUCGGAGCCCUGUAAAUAAUUUAUUUGGAUUUGAGGGGCUGGAGACGGAAAAUGUAUUGAUUCUCGCUGUCGCGGGGUGAAUCCUGUUUUCAGAACUUGAGUGCAGUCGGCAAGAGAAAUGAAGCCAGAGAAGACUUCCAGUUACCGGAGAGCUCAGGCGUGAGCCCUGGAGAUGGGCAGCCAGUGGCAAGAAGGAGUUUUUUUAUGGCAUGGCGCGGUCACCAUCGAAGUUUCCAUCUCCACGUUCUUCAUUUAAUUGCCACAGAGAUUCUGGAAGGACUAGCUCUGGAGUUGGAAAAUGCUGGAUGAGGUGUGAGCUGGGGCCAUUCCCAAAUCCCUCCUGCUGCACUCAAUACCUGGGUUAAACAAAGAAAAGUGUGCCUGCCAGGCUCGCCAGCUGGAGUCAUACGAUCCCCAGUGUCAUGCAGCGCUCUGGAAUUCCUACUAAAACUUUCCAGAAGGGGGAUGCAGAGCGCCUGGUGGGAACGGCAGCGCGUCGGACUUUUCAGAUAAAAACAUUUAGGACAGAGUUGAAAAAUCAUGUGAUGAUCAUGGAUUUUGUGAAGAGUAACUGGUUUCCUGCCCAGAGAAGAGCUAAAGUUUGUGUGAUCCAUAUGUGUCAAGGUCUGAAAACAGCCGAGCCGACAGCCAGCAGAUACGAGGAUUACGGGACAGUACCAACGAUCAAAUUGCCCUUAGAAAUCUCCAGCCUGAUAUUAAAGAGAAGAAAUCUAUCUUUGCUGAGGUAUCUGGAUCCCCCUAACACCUACAGACACACAGACCCAUUUACUCAGAAUCUCGGGGGCCCUGAGGAUACUGCAAUUGUAACAUCCCAGGAGACGCUGGCUUCGCAAAAUGCAAAAAUGAUUUCAUCCAUAGUCAUUUCUCAGCUGAUUGAUGAGACGAAAUCGAGAGGAAAUGGGGCUGCCCUGCUGGGGCCACGAGCGGUCGCCCAGCCCAGGUCAUAUCACUUGAAGCAAUCUCUGGCUAAUGACAGCGCAGUCGUCGCGAACAGGGCCUUUGCAUUCCUUCCUGAACGAUUGGGAAUGCAGACCUCUGGAGACGGACGAGGACCUGGGACAGAACUGCUGCCCCAAGGGGAGGCCCUGGGUGGCAGUCCCCGUAAAGGGUUUGCUUCCAUAACCAUCACGGCCAGGCGUGUGGGCCCGCCGGCCAGCACCCUGGUGUGGGAGGCUGUGGGGGACCCUCUGUGCACCAAAUGUGGGGCCGAGGACGCCCUACUCAGGGACUCCUCCGUGACAGCCAGUGGUUUCGGGCCUCCUGGGCACCACCGAGCUUUUGUUUGUACGGAAUUCUCCAGAAAUGGCUCUGUGGUGAGGCUGAAGUUUCCGGAAGCCCACACAGGGCUGUGUGAGGGACACGAGUACUGGAUCACCAACGUGGACCACAAGGAUGACAGACUUUCUCCAGGCAGCUCGCCGUCGGGAGAGGGCCCACUGGUGUUCAGCAACUGUGUCCACCUCCGAGUCGCUCAGCGGUGUCCAAACCCAAUCUGCCACUCAGACAGGCCCCUGUUUGGCCCCGUCGGGCGGCCUCACACUGCCAGCCCCCAAAUACACAGAUCUGUCCUCUCGCUCAGCCUGCACUGUAGUUCACACAGACUGACAGCAGAUGGAGUCGAUGGCAUAGCUAACGGAGGGCCAGUGAGCAGCGCCCUGCAGCGGGGGCCCGCCGGGGGGAGCCAGCCUCUCCCAGCCCGGAGCUGGACCCCAGGCCUGCAAGAAGGUUUCUUGCAGCAAAGCCCAUCGUUGGAGCACAUACAUUUGGGGCACAACGCGUGCCCUUGGAGUGGCUCAUCUCCGCUGGAAGAUAGAGAAUUGGCCGAGGUGGGCACCAGCCACGUCACUGUAAGAAAAGGGAAAGGCCAAUCGACUCGCUGCCACACGAGCGGCCAGGCCAGCCAACUGUCCAUUCACGUCCCUGGCUGGAGUUACGGGGCAGUAGAAACAAAAGCAUUUUCUGGAAGCAGCAAGAAGCAACCAGGAGAGAUGCAUGUGACUUUCUCUGCUCCCCCGGUGGCCCAGACGCCCGUUAAAGACUUCCUUCCCAAUGGGGCCGGUCCUGCAAGUGGAGCCUGUCAGUCUAGCAAUCUUUCUGAGCCCGCAGAGGGUGCCCAUCAGUGCUUCCUAAGACCCACAGUCCCUUUACCUGUGGUUCUCUGCUCCUUGCAAGCUCUGUCCACAUCUCCUCAGGAAGACAGUGAUGUUGGGAUAAAAAGAGAGCUUCCCGAAGGAGGUUAUAGAUGUUGUGACUUGGUUGUAAAAAUAAAGGAGUGCAAGAAGGGCGAGGACUCAAACACACUGAAGCCUGAGCCCGUGCCCCCUGAGCCAGCGCCUCCCCGGGAACCGGAGACCCCCGAUCUGCCGGAAGACUGUUCCGAGCCUCAGCAGACGCCUGCAAGCUCCUUGACUUUGCAGGAAGCGCUGGAAGUACAUAAACCUCAGUUCAUUUCACGCUCGCAAGAACGGCUGAAGAAAGUAGAACACAUGGUACAGCAGAGAAAAGCACAGCGGGACGCGAACCUGGGGCAGAAGCAGAGCCUCCUACCCGUCCGUGUCAACAAGAAGCAGUUCACUGUUCCCCAUCCGCUUAGCGAUAACUUGUUCAAACCCAAAGAAAGGUUCAUUUCAGAGAAGGAGAUGCACAUGCGAUCUAAAAGGAUCUAUAAUAACUUGCCGGAAGUUAAAAAGAAGAAAGAAGAACAGAAGAAAAGGGUGAUCCUACAGAGAAACAGGCUUCGUGCUGAAGUCUUCAAAAAGCAAUUGCUGGACCAGCUCCUCCAAAGGAACGCCGUCUAACCACAGCUUUCCCUGCAGCCCACGCUACCUGGAUCUGGAACAACUUUAAGUACUGGAUAAGCCAUUAAACUUAGCAUUAUCCUCGUUACAUGAAAACUCUUAUUUUACUUUUGAUUUUUUCAUAAAGGGCUUUCUGGACUACCAACCCAAACCAGACAGAAGCAAUAACUCCUGAGGAAGUGGGUCCACCACUCACUUUAUUGUAACUCCCUAGGUAUUGUCCCCUUCAUUUUUACCUCUAUGUUUCAUCUUUUGCAUCUGAUUUUUGCACCCUGCCAUUUCCACCAGGCUGGAAGGCCUUAUAUACUCAAGUGAGCUUAGGUCCCUGCGGGAUAUUUUCCCACCAAAUUCCUGGGACCAAAACCCAUCAAUUUUUUACUACCAAUCCCAGCUCCUGCCAUGUCUGCAAACUCCAAAUUACCAGGCAUUGUAUAGUAUGUUUAAAUCCUCUCUGGAUCUGCAUUCCUUGCAACACCAGAAGCUGCCUUUGGAAACCAGUGAGUGUGAUGGCAGGGACGGAUGGGGUAAGCUGUCUUUGUUUAUUUGCAACCUGGAGUAGUCACAGCAAGCCUCAGCUACCCCCACCCUCCACCUCCACUCGUAGCAUUCUCAUCCAUCUGGCAAAAGUCGAUUUCCCUGGAAGCUAGGAGGGCAGAAUUAACUGAAGAAGAGGGUUGUAACUUCAGUGUCUUCAGUCCUCUGCCCCCAACCACCCAAAAAACUGUUGAUAACAAUGGCCAGAUGGCUCCAACUCUGCUAUUUGUUCUUCCAAACAGUUGCAAUAUCCAUUAUUUGUUAUGUUUUAGGAGUUUAGAACAAACUAGAUUUUACAACAAAAAUGGAAAUAAAUGUGAUUAUUACAAAAA
Messenger RNA from Choloepus didactylus (southern two-toed sloth), 3775 nucleotides. RefSeq names its product chromosome 15 C10orf90 homolog (gene C15H10orf90). The coding region runs from base 513 to 2909 and encodes 798 amino acids. The record is from RefSeq and is a predicted model, not a curated record. Gene Ontology annotation, cellular component: cytosol; centrosome; centriole. The transcript is spliced from 10 exons. Gene Ontology annotation, biological process: regulation of centriole replication. Lineage: Eukaryota; Metazoa; Chordata; Mammalia; Pilosa; Megalonychidae.